Emys orbicularis (European pond turtle) is the source of this 2832-nucleotide messenger RNA. RefSeq names its product glutamate ionotropic receptor NMDA type subunit 1 (gene GRIN1). Gene Ontology annotation, cellular component: synapse; plasma membrane; neuron projection. Gene Ontology annotation, biological process: chemical synaptic transmission; monoatomic ion transport; regulation of membrane potential. The record is from RefSeq and is a predicted model, not a curated record. The transcript has 21 exons. Bases 1 to 2832 code for a protein of 943 amino acids. Gene Ontology annotation, molecular function: NMDA glutamate receptor activity. Lineage: Eukaryota; Metazoa; Chordata; Testudines; Emydidae.
AUGAGCACCAUGCGCCUGCUGCUGCUCGCCGCGCUCGUCUCCUUCUCCUUCGCCCGCGCCGGCUGCGAGCCCAAGAUCGUCAACAUCGGCGCGGUGUUGAGCACCAAGAAGCACGAGCAGAUCUUCCGCGAGGCGGUGAACCAGGCCAACAAGCGCCACGGCACGUGGAAGAUCCAGCUGAACGCCACCUCGGUCACCCACAAGCCCAACGCCAUCCAGAUGGCCCUGUCCGUCUGCGAGGACCUCAUCUCCAGCCAGGUCUAUGCAAUAUUAGUUAGUCACCCACCUGCUCCAAAUGAUCACCUAACACCAACACCUGUAUCAUACACAGCUGGCUUCUACAGGAUUCCUGUCAUUGGUCUGACAACACGCAUGUCUAUAUAUUCUGAUAAGAGCAUCCACCUGUCCUUCCUGCGCACUGUCCCACCGUACUCUCACCAGUCCAAUGUCUGGUUUGAGAUGAUGCGUGUGUACAACUGGAAUCACAUCAUACUAAUAGUCAGUGAUGACCAUGAGGGUCGCGCUGCACAGAAGAAGCUGGAGACGCUCCUGGAAGAGAGAGAAUCCAAGAGUAAAAAAAGGAACUAUGAAAACCUCGACCAACUUUCCUAUGACAACAAGCGAGGACCCAAGGCUGAGAAAGUUCUUCAGUUUGACCCUGGAACCAAAAACGUGACUUCGCUGCUGCUUGAGGCGAAGGAGCUGGAGGCUCGGGUUAUCAUCCUUUCUGCAAGUGAGGAUGACGCCGCCACAGUGUACAGAUCGGCAGCCAUGCUCAAUAUGACGGGCUCAGGAUAUGUGUGGCUGGUGGGGGAGAGAGAGAUAUCUGGCAAUGCCCUGCGAUACGCCCCUGACGGGGUGAUUGGUUUGCAGCUCAUUAACGGGAAGAACGAGUCAGCUCACAUCAGCGAUGCUGUCGCAGUGGUAGCUCAGGCAGUGCAUGACUUAUUCGAGAAGGAGAAUAUCACGGACCCCCCGAGAGGCUGCGUUGGGAACACCAACAUCUGGAAGACUGGCCCUCUUUUCAAGAGAGUGUUGAUGUCGUGCAAGUACACCGAGGGCGUGACCGGGAGAGUGGAGUUCAAUGAAGAUGGGGACAGGAAAUUCGCCAAUUACAGCAUCAUGAACCUGCAGAACCGGAAACUGGUUCAAGUUGGGGUUUACAAUGGCAGCCAUGUCCUGCCCAAUGACCGGAAGAUCAUCUGGCCGGGGGGAGAGACAGAGAAACCUGCGGGCUAUCAAAUGUCAACCAAAUUGAAGAUUGUGACAAUUCACCAAGAGCCCUUUGUGUACGUGAAAGCAACACAAGCCGAUGGAACAUGUAAGGAAGAAAUUACCAUCAAUGGAGACCCCGUGAAAAAGGUCUUUUGCACUGGACCCAAUGAGACCAUCCCAGGUAACUGCCGCCCCACUGUGUCGCUGUGCUGCUACGGCUUCUGCAUCGACCUGCUGAUCAGACUUGCAGGGGUGAUGAAUUUCACCUACGAAGUUCACCUGGUUGCUGAUGGUAAAUUUGGCACACAGGAGCGGGUCAAUAACAGCAAUAAGAAGGAGUGGAACGGGAUGAUGGGGGAGCUCCUGAGCGGCCAGGCAGACAUGAUCGUGGCCCCCCUCACCAUCAACAAUGAGCGUGCGCAGUACAUCGAAUUCUCCAAGCCCUUCAAGUACCAGGGUCUCACCAUCCUGGUGAAGAAGGAAAUCCCCCGCAGCACCCUCGACUCGUUCAUGCAGCCUUUCCAGAGCACGCUGUGGCUGCUGGUGGGACUCUCGGUGCAUGUGGUGGCCGUGAUGUUAUAUCUCUUAGACCGGUUCAGCCCGUUUGGCCGGUUCAAAGUGAACAGUGAGGAAGAGGAGGAAGACGCACUGACCCUCUCCUCGGCCAUGUGGUUCUCUUGGGGAGUGCUGCUGAACUCUGGGAUCGGAGAAGGUGCUCCCCGGAGCUUCUCUGCUCGUAUCCUUGGCAUGGUGUGGGCUGGCUUUGCUAUGAUCAUUGUGGCUUCCUACACUGCCAACCUGGCUGCCUUCCUGGUGUUAGACAGACCUGAAGAGAGAAUCACAGGCAUUAACGACCCGAGGCUGCGGAACCCCUCCGAUAAAUUCAUCUACGCCACAGUGAAGCAGAGCUCGGUGGACAUUUACUUCCGGCGGCAGGUGGAGCUGAGCACCAUGUACCGGCACAUGGAGAAGCACAACUAUGAGAGCGCUGCCGAAGCCAUCCAGGCCGUCAGGGACAACAAGCUCCACGCCUUCAUCUGGGACUCGGCAGUGCUGGAGUUCGAAGCCUCCCAGAAGUGUGACCUGGUGACAACAGGGGAGCUUUUCUUCCGCUCUGGCUUUGGGAUUGGGAUGCGCAAAGACAGCCCCUGGAAGCAGAACGUCUCCCUGGCCAUCCUCAAAUCCCACGAGAACGGCUUCAUGGAGGAUUUGGACAAGACUUGGGUGAGGUAUCAGGAGUGUGAUUCCCGUAGCAAUGCCCCAGCAACACUCACCUUUGAAAAUAUGGCAGGUGUAUUUAUGCUGGUGGCUGGAGGUAUUGUUGCCGGGAUAUUUUUAAUAUUCAUAGAAAUAGCUUACAAAAGGCAUAAGGAUGCGCGGAGGAAGCAGAUGCAGCUGGCGUUUGCGGCCGUUAAUGUGUGGCGGAAAAACCUGCAGGAUAGAAAAAGUGGUAGAGCAGAACCUGACCCUAAAAAGAAAGCCACUUUUAGGUCCAUCACCUCCACCCUGGCCUCCAGCUUCAAGAGACGUAGGUCCUCCAAAGAUACGCAGUAUCAUCCCACUGACAUCACCGGGCAACUCAACCUCUCCGACCCCUCAGUCAGCACUGUGGUGUGA